GUGCAUUUGGAGAAUCUGUGAAAGGAAGAGGAGCAACGGACUUCUCUUCUCCUUCAUUGAUUUUCCUUCUCUCGUGGGCUGCAAAGCAGCUCCCAACACUAGGGCGAGAUCACAUUGACGAGACCAUGGCGAGCACAAACAGUGCCAAUACUAUCCUUUAUUUGUCGUCAUUCCUAAGAAUCCUGAUGCCAGUGUUUGAUGUCGCCAGCUGGCUAUUGCAGUCUGGUGAUCGGGGAAAGGACGAUGUGGUCGAAUGUCAACCGACGUUCGCGAGGCAAACCUUGUAG
Molecule: messenger RNA, 287 nt
Organism: Acaulospora colombiana
Lineage: Eukaryota; Fungi; Glomeromycota; Glomeromycetes; Diversisporales; Acaulosporaceae
Source: the annotation of a GenBank genome assembly